AUGCCUACUAAAUCUCCAUUUGAGGUGUCUGAUGAUGAUGAUGAUCCCUUCAGCGAUAGAAACUAUACGCGAUUAAUAAAGCAGACAGAUUCUUAUAGGCAAACUUCAGCCUCUCAAAAUCCUUUUGACGUGGAGGAAAGAUCUUCUCGAGGCAUUCCCCUUCGAGACUAUCCUCCGAUUCCCGAUUCCCGCCACAUUCCCAAGGUUUCUGCAUUUACCACUGAAACAGAGCUAGCACCAACUCCCGAUACGCCCACGCGGAAGACCGUUUUAUAUCAAAUUCUCUUUGGCGGUCGUCUGAAGGGUUGGCCGUAUUUCACCAUAUUCGUUACUGUUAUCGACCUUUCAGUCUUUCUUUACGAACUUAUCAAAAUGGGCAUAUACACAAAGACUAUCUUUCAAACAAAGCCUUACUUCAAUCCAAUGCUUGGUCCUUCAUCUUAUGUCCAGAUCAAUUGUGGAGCAAGAUAUUUACCUUGUAUGACAAGCAUCGAGAGCGUUCUUGAUGCCAGCUCGGUCAAGUGGCCGUGCCCAAACUCGACAUCUUCUUCAACAGACGUCUGCAGUCUCUCCGAGUUAUGUGGAAUGGGUGGAUUCUCCGAUAGCGUCGAUACUCCGCAUCAAUGGUGGAGACUGUUCACCUGUAUUUUUAUUCAUGCAGGGUUCUUGCAUAUCAUUUUCAAUCUCUUUCUUCAGAUUGCGCUCGGGUCUAAAAUAGAGAUUUACGUCGGCUUACUUCGGUAUGCAUUCAUCUAUAUUGCAUCAGGUUUCUCAGGUUCGCUGUUGGGGUUGAAUUUUCUACCGGCAGGAAUGGCUUCAAGUGGGGCUUCAGGCGCUCUUUGUGGUUCCUGCAUAGCACUGAAUCUGUUACUUCUCAUUUACAACAACAACAUAAGUCAUUACGAUCCUCGUUUGAAAGGGCCAGGCAACAGGAGAAACUUCAAAGUGAUGUUAAUUGGUUCGUUCGUGGAGGUGCUGGUGCUAAUUGUUUUAGGGCUGCUUCCAGGAAUAGACAAUUUCGCACAUAUUGGUGGCUUCGUGAUCGGACUAGCGUUGGGAACGGUUAUUCUACCCAAUCCUCAUUUUGUCUAUGAGGAAGACAAAAGAACACGAAAACCAACCAUUUACUUCACUUGGAUCUUUGUCAGAAUAGUCUGCUUAGCACUUUCUAUUGCAUACUUUGUCCUUUUGGCCAAAAACUUUGCGGACAAAGGCGUAAUGGCGUCUGAGAGCUGCAAAUGGUGCAAAUACAUCAAUUGCUUGCCCGUGAACGGUUGGUGUGAACAAGGAGAAUUGAGCGUUAGUACUGAUUAA
Messenger RNA from Ogataea philodendri, 1314 nucleotides. RefSeq lists its product as uncharacterized. The record is from RefSeq and is a predicted model, not a curated record. Gene Ontology annotation, cellular component: membrane. Bases 1 to 1314 code for a protein of 437 amino acids. Gene Ontology annotation, biological process: proteolysis. Gene Ontology annotation, molecular function: serine-type endopeptidase activity. The transcript has a single exon. NCBI's taxonomy places the organism in Eukaryota, Fungi, Ascomycota, Pichiomycetes, Pichiales, Pichiaceae.